AUGGCGGUUUUCCAGAUUCAUGCACGGUACGCGUGGAAACAGCGUCCGCAACAUCUGAUGGACAGCAGAGCAGAAAUACAAGUGGGCCGUGUCAGAAUCAAUCCAAAACAGGCCCUCUCCGACCGAAAUUUCCUCCAACAUCCGAUGGACGGCAUGGAUUUCGUUGAUAAAUCCGAUCAUGGACCCCACCGUCAGCCAACGGAAGCUUCAGUGCGUUCGAAAGUUCUGUAUACGCAGUCCGGGAAAAUCAACACUUUCGGGCCGUUUUGCAAUCAGGGGGAGGAUCAGAUUCUCUAUCUGGACCGUCCAAAUUCUGUCCAUGGUUCAGUGGUGUCUGUUGUGGAUCCACAACCCGCAGAGACCAUUGUCGACUAUUGUGCUGCGGCUGGAGGAAAGACUCUAUUCAUGGCAUCACGUUUGAGAGGCCAAGGUAUGGUGUAUGCAAUUGACGUAAACAAGGGCCGCUUAAGAAUUCUCGAAGAGACAGCCAAGUCACACAAUGUCAAUGAUGUCAUCACUGUUGUGCAUGCUAACCUUCCUAUAUUUUCUGAAAAGAUAUCCAAGAAGUUUGAUAAAGUUUUGUUGGAUGCUCCUUGUUCUGGAUUGGGUGUCCUCUCCAAGAGAGCGGACUUACGUUGGAACUGGAGAUUAGAGGAUUUGGAACAGUUGACAAAUUUACAAGAUGAGCUCCUUGAUGCAGCUUCAUUAUUAGUGAAGCCUGGAGGGACACUAGUGAUCCUGAAGAGAAUGAGGAGAGAGUGGCUGCCUUUCUCCUCAAGCAUCCGUAAUGGUUUUCUUGGAUUGGUUGGCUCGUCUUCUCCUUCUUGGGUUCUAGCCUCUUUUCUGGAAUCAUCAUUAUUCAAAGAGUUCACUAUAGAUCUUGCUCAUAGGUACGUCCCACCUGAUUUUGUUACAGACAAAGGGUUCUUCUUCUCCAACCCAGUCAAACAUCAUCUUGAUGGAUCAUUUGCGGCCCGCCUGGUCCAAUCUGUAGACCACAAGAUGAACCCUGGGAAAAGAUAUCCAAGAAGUUUGAUAAAGUUUUGUUGGAUGCUCCUUGUUCUGGAUUGGGUGUCCUCUCCAAGGAAUUCCUUAAACAAGUUCAUAUUUCUCGAAAGAUAAUUAAAUUGGGAUUAUUUUGGAAUUUGGAAAAAAAUUAAAAUAGCCAAUAUUGGUUUGAAUCAUCAAACAGCUGCAAUCAUUGAUAGUAUUGACAUAUAAUAUUAUUUCUUUUUGGGUCAGUAAUUGUUCAUGUGCUUGCUUCUAAGAUGCUUUGAUUGGUAAUGGUAAGUGUUUUACGAACAUGAUUAUUUUCUGCCUUUCCUAAGUCUUAAUGACUAAAUCUUCCUUUCCUAUUCAAUUUGUUGUUUAAGAGAGCGGACUUACAUUGGAACAGGAGAUUAGAGGAUU
Messenger RNA from Magnolia sinica, 1410 nucleotides. RefSeq lists its product as uncharacterized. Bases 1 to 1122 code for a protein of 373 amino acids. The record is from RefSeq and is a predicted model, not a curated record. The transcript has 10 exons. Lineage: Eukaryota; Viridiplantae; Streptophyta; Magnoliopsida; Magnoliales; Magnoliaceae. Gene Ontology annotation, biological process: RNA methylation. Gene Ontology annotation, molecular function: RNA binding; methyltransferase activity.